Messenger RNA from Osmerus eperlanus (European smelt), 2837 nucleotides. RefSeq names its product P2Y purinoceptor 4-like. The record is from RefSeq and is a predicted model, not a curated record. The transcript has 4 exons. Bases 1644 to 2642 code for a protein of 332 amino acids. Gene Ontology annotation, molecular function: G protein-coupled receptor activity. Lineage: Eukaryota; Metazoa; Chordata; Actinopteri; Osmeriformes; Osmeridae. Gene Ontology annotation, biological process: positive regulation of Rho protein signal transduction; phospholipase C-activating G protein-coupled receptor signaling pathway. Gene Ontology annotation, cellular component: plasma membrane.
UGACCAGCAGCUCUAGAGCUCGCCCUGUCGGUCGGCCGGUUGGUCUGUCCAGACAAAUGUCCCUGUGGUCGCAGCUAUUGGGAAUCCAUGCUCAUUCAGUGAAAUGUCAAUUUUAAGGCAAAGAUAAAGUUAAUUGAUUUUUCUUUUAAUACAUUUAUUUCACAAUCAUGUCGAUAUCCAUAAGGCCUGCAAUUUGAUGGAAACCCUUGAAUUAGCUGACAAGGUUGUUCUCCUGUUAAACAUGUUAAACGCCAAAAUCAUUCCGUUAUAGGCUUCUCGCCAUCCCCCGCGGUAUGGUUGGACGGGGUCGGAUGAAGUCAAGCCGUAGAGAAAACACCAGUUCUCCGCGCUCCGUGAAAUCUGUCACCGUCCAGGUGCCAUCCACGUCACCGUCAGCGCACAUCAGGCGGGACAGAACGCGCGCGUAGCGCUUUCCUUUGAAGGACACAUAGAUCAGCUCGUCACGCUGACCUUCGCUUGUCGGUGUCUCACCAGGGAGGCUUGGUGACUCAUGGAAGGUCGAUCCAGAGGCCGAGUCCCAACGGGCACUGCACGUGGCUGGAGAGGAACCUGCCGAACAGCAAGUGUAGAAAUCUUCCGAACCGGAGUGCUGACCUGGAGAUAUGUCAGUUGUAAUCUCUUCAGGUUGUCUACAUUCAGAUGUGACUAAUCUUGCAGUUACAUCUCGAUCUGCGCGCAUCACCUCACCAACGUCCUCGUUCAGAUAAAAGCAGGCCAGUGGAGGCGCGAGGGAUGUCUCGUUGUCUCCAUCAGGUUUAUCUGCCGGUGCCGGUGGAAGACUAUACACUUCCACAUUCCCAUAAUGAAAUAAACCAAUAUUGCCGAUCAUACCUUUCAAGCGAAUGUGAAGGCUGGGGAUACUGAAAGAGAGCGACUGCAAAUUGUCAGGUGUAAGGGGGACUUCUAGACGGUUUGUCACGCGCACUUCUACACCAUGCUUGAAGCCGAAGCUGAUAUCAGUACCUGGCGGGAAGAACACACGAAUGCGUACAUUAGUAUCUGUUACACACCUGACAGGAGUGUUUUUUUUUUUUUUUUACAUUAAAAAUAAAUAGUAACAACAAUGGGCCUCACCUGCACCUGCACAUUCAUCUUUUGAAUCCGGUAUCGUUCCGUAGCUAAAGAUAAUCGAAUAUCGAUCUGUGGGGAGCUUCGAUGACUCCAUACCUACGUUGGAAAACUUGUGUCCCAGCACAGAGACAAGGGUUGAGAGGGCUCGGUCAGAGGCCGACGGCUCGAGACCACCGUUGAUGUAUGACAGCUCUACCUAUACAUGAUGUAUGGAGGCUCCAACAUCCGGCUUGACACUGACACCAUUCUGAGGGGGACUGCAGAACAUUUGGACCCAAGAUCAUUUACAUUAUGGUAAAUAGAGAUGCAUGAGAAAGGUGUUGACAAAUGUCAACAGGAGCUCAUCUGACCACAAAGCUUUCUUUUCCCUGGGACAUUUGCAUAUCCACUGGUCCGUCUCCGGAGAAUGCAAACUGCUUGGUCUCUUUGUCUGUCAAAUUAUCAUCCUGAGGAAGGGUAGCAGCAGCCAUAUAAUCACAGAGAUCCUUAGACGUGCAUCAUCAUCUACCUGAACUGGACGCUCUGCUUGAUUUCCUCCCAAACCGCUUGUAAUGGCUGUCAACAGCAACCCCUCCAUUAACAUCACAUCUUCAGGAAACACGUCGUCCAGCAACUCUACAGCCUACUGGGACCACUUCCUGUUCGACUUUGAGUGUUCACCUUUCUCAUGCUUCCUCUCAGAGAUGAUGGAAAUACAAAUAUAUCAGUGCAUUGUUUACUCUUCCAACCUGUUUCUCCUGGGAUUCAAAAUCUUCAUCCUGCUGACUGGCCUGCCGGCCAACGUGGGCCUGGCAUGGCUCCUCCUGAGCCCCAGGAGGGCUCUGUCGGCCUCCGAGGUUCUGGGCUUCAACCUGUCCCUGAUGGACAUCCUCUACUGCCUCUGCCUGCCGCUGGACGUUUACAUCAUCCUGUACCCAGACCCCCCAGAGAAGAUGAUGAUGCUCUCUGACGCCGCCUCUGCCCUCAACGUGUUCGGCUGCCCGCUGCUGCUAGCGUGCAUGUGCGUGGAGCGUUACCUGGCGGCCGCGCACCCUGUAGCGUACCUCAGACUGCGCAGCAGAGAGUACCGCAUCGCCGCGUGUGCCCUGGCCUGGCUGCUCACUCUGGCCAUGGUUCUGCUGGCCUAUUACCUGGGUGUCUUCAACAUGGUUCUGUAUCUGGCCCUGACCACCUCCGUCCUGUUCCUGGUCAUGCUUCUAUGUCUGAUUGGGAUGGUGUGGGUCCUGUGGGGGAGUGGCCCUGGAGAGGGUCCACAGGCUGGCGUGCCUCUGAAGAGGAAGGUUGUGAGAAGCAUUCUGGUGGUGAUGCUGCCCGCUCUGGUGGCGUACACACCCUUGGUGGCCCUGGUGCCUCAUUUAUCCAUCAUCUACUACCAGAAAAAAGUCAAUGACACUCAGUGCUCCGUCCUGCAGGUCCUCUGGAUAUUCCCAAGCUUUGGCACCUACAUCGGGCCCAUGUUCUACCUGUCCCGCGUUAGACAGCUGGCUUGCUGGAGAAAGACAGGGAGGGUAACAGAGCAGUCCCCCAACUCCAACAUACAGGUAGGAUGAUCUGUAGAUGUGGUUAAUGAGACUUGAGGUUUGGGGCAAUGGAGUCAGGGUCAGUAGUUCCAAGAUCAUGAUGUUGUACGAGCCAACGCUGUACAGUUGCUGCUCUGAAAGGUGAUUUCUGACCAGUAGACUUAGUCCCUUUCAACAUAUUUCUUCAUGUGGUUAUGCAUUUAUGGGUACACUAUUAACAUUUCC